This is a messenger RNA of Penicillium alfredii, 4419 nucleotides long. Its product is annotated as Transcription factor. The transcript is spliced from 5 exons. Gene Ontology annotation, biological process: DNA-templated transcription. Gene Ontology annotation, molecular function: ATP binding; DNA binding; zinc ion binding. The record is from RefSeq and is a predicted model, not a curated record. Lineage: Eukaryota; Fungi; Ascomycota; Eurotiomycetes; Eurotiales; Aspergillaceae. Bases 1 to 4419 code for a protein of 1472 amino acids.
AUGGCACCCAGCACGGCGAAGCGGAGCUCCGCCAAAGACGACGAUUUCGUCCUGACGUUGUCCGACGACGAAGACGUUCUCCGUUUCGACGAAGGCGAAGAGGAAAAUGAAGGUGCCGAUGGAGAUGCGCCUGUCGCCGACACCAAAAAGCGCAAGCGAGAGGCCGAAGCACCUAAGGGCAAAAACAAGAAAGCAAAGCAACAAUCGAAGAACGGGAAGAAAAAGCAGGGCAAGGACGAGCUUGUUAAUGCGGACGCAUCCGAUGAGGAGAGUGAUGGUGCGAUGGAUGCCGGCGAGGAUGACGGUGCGCUGGACUCUGACUUCGAGUUUGAUGUCGGUGGUGCGGCCAAUCGCGGCGUCGUCGAGGGAUUCGAUGGGUGGGGAAUUGGUGACGGCGAGCAGAAUGGAUCGGGCGGGGAUAAAAAGGCAGUGGAUAUCGACGAGAUCAUCUCGCGGAGACAAGCGAGAAAGGAGGCUGCGUCUAAGAAGAAACAGAAGAAAAACGAGGUCCCCGAGAGCGCCAGCGCAUCCGGCGAGGAAAAUGCCGAGUCCGAUGGUGGCUUGCCGGUCGAAUUUGAAGACGACGAGCUGAUGGCUGCCGAUGGCUUCGGUAUGGGUGCGGACGGCGAGGACGAAAGCGACGCCGAGGGCCCUGAAGUUGGAUCUGGCCCGGAGGAAGACGAGGAUGAGGAUGACGACGAUGACGCUGCUUCCGACAAUGACUCUGUCGCCACUCCAGUUGGUCAUCCUGACGACCAUGGGUUAGACCGGGAAUCUGAUGCUGAGAGUGAGGUGGAUGCCGAGGAAGAGGAGAAGCGGAAAGCGUUCUUCGCUCCUGAAAACAAAAGCGACGAGAAAGCAGCCAUGGCCAAAAGCACCUUCCAAGACUUCAACCUCUCUCGACCGAUUCUCCGUGGCCUGGCCUCGGUUGGUUUCACCGACCCGACACCCAUCCAACGCAAGACGGUGCCCGUGGCUCUUCUUGGCAAGGAUAUUGUUGGUAGUGCCGUGACUGGUUCAGGAAAGACGGCAGCCUUCGUCGUGCCCAUCCUGGAACGUCUCCUCUUCCGGCCGCGCAAAGUUGCUACAAGUCGUGUUGCGAUUCUCAUGCCCACUCGAGAGUUGGCAGUGCAGUGUUACAAUGUUGCUAUCAAACUGGCUACCUUUACGGAUAUCACGUUCUGUCAACUGGUUGGUGGUUUCAGUCUCCGUGAGCAGGAAAACAUCCUCAAGAAGCGGCCAGAUGUCAUUAUCGCUACCCCCGGUCGUUUCAUUGACCACAUGCGCAACUCGCCAAGUUUCACGGUGGACACGCUCGAGAUCCUGGUUCUUGACGAAGCCGAUCGUAUGCUGGAAGAUGGAUUUGCGGACGAGCUGAAUGAAAUCCUGACGACAAUCCCGAAAUCACGACAGACGAUGCUUUUCUCUGCAACAAUGACGGAUACAGUCGACAAGCUUAUUCGGGUUGGACUCAAUCGACCAGUGCGCUUGAUGGUCGACUCGAAGAAGCAGACUGCCGUAACGCUGGUCCAGGAAUUUGUGCGUUUACGGCCCGGGCGAGAGGACAAGCGUCUCGGGUAUCUUCUGCACUUGUGCAAGGAAAUCUACACGGGGCGUGUUAUUAUCUUCUUCCGACAGAAAAAGGAAGUGCAUCGCGUUCACAUUGUUUUCGGGCUAUUAGGCUUGAAGGCGGCCGAAUUGCACGGUAGCAUGAGCCAAGAACAGCGUAUCAAAAGCGUAGAGAACUUCCGAGACGGCAAAGUUUCUUUCCUGCUGGCAACCGAUCUGGCCUCCCGUGGUCUGGAUAUCAAGGGAGUGGAGACGGUUAUCAACUACGAAGCCCCACAGAGCCAUGAGAUCUACCUGCAUCGUGUCGGGCGAACGGCCCGUGCUGGUCGCUCUGGUCGCGCAUGCACGAUCGCCGCCGAGCCCGAUCGCAAGGUUGUGAAGGCGGCUGUCAAGGCAGGCAAGGCGCAAGGCGCCAAGAUCGCCAGCCGUGUGGUGGAGCCCGCCAUUGCCGACGAAUGGGCGCAGAAAGCCGCGGAUCUCGCUGACGAGAUCAACGAGGUCAUGCAGGAAGAGAAGACCGAGAAGCAGCUGGCUCAAGCCGAGAUGCAAGUCAACAAGGGCGAGAACCUCAUCAAGCAUGGAUCGGAGAUCAUGUCGCGACCCAAGCGCACCUGGUUUGAGACGGAACGGGAGAAGCGAGCGUCGCGCAAGCUCGGUGCAACUGAAUUGAACGGGCCUGGUGCAGGCCAGUCCAAGAAGGAGAAGAUCAAGCUCAGCAACAAGGACAAGAAGCGUCUGGACGAUGCCAAACUGCGGCACGAGGAAACUCGAGUCGCCCAGCUGGAAGAUGCUCUGUCGAAGGUGCGCGGCCAUCAUGUCGAGGUCGAGGCUCGGAAAGGUAGCUCGCCGGCGUCGGUGGCGGAAUCCAGCUCGAGUGCUGGGCGCCGAAUCAAGACGGAAGACGACACUCACGAUCUGGCACGGGAAUUCGAUGGCCUGAAUGUCGAGAAUGACGGUCGCAUCUCCUUCCAUGGACCGACCAGUCUGUUCCAGCUCCCCAGUGGGGUGGUGAACGAGACGGCCACCACCUCAUAUUUCGCACAGGAGCUGGAGGCCCGUAAGGAACGCCUGAUCAACAGCGCAUGGCGUGAGAGAGCCUUUGAGCAGAUGGCCGCAAUGCCCGAGCCUUUCCAGUACCUGCUCGAUUCUCACUGGUGCUGGAUCCAGCCGCUGUUCAAUUUCGUCUAUCGCCCGGCGUUUACUCGAGAUUUGAAGAUCCAUGGACCCUAUUACUCGGAUAUCUUACUCAACGCGAUCCUCUCGCACUCGGUCCGCUGGUGCAAAGCAGAGCCUCAGGUUGGCCCGUUGCUUGAUUCUUUCGACGGCGGGGCCCUGUUUUCGCACCGGGCUGUGUCCGGGCUCUACGACUCCCUGAAAGUCGGCUAUGCGGGCAUCCCGACCAUUCAAACAUUACUCCUUCUCAGUGCGCAAGAAUGUGGUCGCGGGAACCGGACGCAAGCCUGGCUGUAUAGCGGCAUGGCAUUUCGGCUGCUGGACGACCUAGGAAUUUCGAUUGACAGCCGCAAGUAUUCUGGGUCGGCGCAGUUGAGUGACGAGGACAUCGAGAUUCGUAACCGGCUCUUUUGGAGCUGUUACUUUUGGGAUAAGGUGGUGUCGCUGUACUUUGGCCGGGCGCCGACCAUGCAGCACUCGCACGUGAGCCCGCCGCGAAUGAUCCUGGAUGAUACCUCUGAGAUCGAAAUAUGGACUCCUCAUGGGGUCAGCUUCCCCGAUGGGGCUCACUAUCCGCCUACACAGGCCCAUUCAACAUCAUGCUUCAUGAAGAUGUGCGGGUUAGCAGAGAUUCUCAACCAGAUCUUGAUCCACAUUUAUGAUCCCAUGCGUCAAACCACCGAAUCCGAGUUCUAUGACUGCAUCCAGGAGCAGGCCAAGAAUCUGAGCGACUGGUGGGAUGAACUUCCAGACUACCUGAAGCUUGUGGCGACAGAGCUACCCUCGUACAGCCCGCCCAGUCACAUCAUGAUCUUGAACUGCCUGUAUCAUACUAUCAACAUCUUACUCCAUCGACCGAUCCUCUGCUCCCGGGAAUUGCUCAAAAGCCGACAAGAGACAUACGACAAGAGCCACCUCGUGCAAUGCCUGGCGUCGGCAACAACAAUACUAUCCCUGUUCGAUCUCUACCGCCGCACCUUUGGCGACAACCACGUUGUCCUGUCUUUGGCCUACAGCAUCUACACCGCGGGAUCAAUCUUUCUGCUGGAAAUCCAGGCCCUGAAAUACGCCGCACCGGGAACCCUGGAUAAGCUCAAGUUCUGCAUAUUCGCACUAGAGCGAGUCAAGCUCGCCAACCCGGUCAUCACCACGGCUCUCAGUCUCAUCUACCAAGAGCUACAAAAGCUCCAGAUCGACAUCCACGUCACCAUGUCCGCUCCUCCCCCAGACCCCGACCAACAACCCCAUCACCAUCCUCAAUCCCACCAUCCCCACUCUCACCCGAGCAGCCAGUCCCCGUCCGUGAGCAGUAACCCAUCUCGCCACGUCUCUCCGGGCCUCCAACACCCGCAACAGCACCCCCACCACCAGCAACCGCGAGCGGCGAUAGGCGCCAGCACAUCAGCCGGCACUCCUAGUCCCAACCCCCUGAUGUCCGGCUACAACACCUUCCAGCAACACCCCGUCGCAGGCUUCGAUCUCUCGCGCACGGGCGAUAUGCCCCAGAUGGCGCCGACGCAUCUCCUAGGCGGGAUGCCCGAUGCCGUGAUCACGAUCGACGACCCGAGUUCGUACGAGAUCACCCCCGAGGUGUUCGAGGCGUUUUCGUAUGCGCAACCCAUCACGACGAAUAUGACUCCCGCCUUUGAUCCCACUUGGGCGGGACCGCCUCGAUGA